Molecule: messenger RNA, 993 nt
Organism: Papaver somniferum (opium poppy)
Lineage: Eukaryota; Viridiplantae; Streptophyta; Magnoliopsida; Ranunculales; Papaveraceae
Product: protein CURVATURE THYLAKOID 1A, chloroplastic-like
Exons: 5
Coding region: 207-725 (172 amino acids)
Cellular component (GO): thylakoid; chloroplast thylakoid membrane
Source: RefSeq, a predicted model, not a curated record
CUAUUGAAAAAUUAGAGUUGUGAAACAGUACAUGUCAACGGAUCAUCUCCAACAAACUCGGUUUCAGCUCGGUAUGUUAGGAAUUUUUGUUUGCUCAAUCCAGAAACGAAACAGGUCAACGAGUUAAGGAGAGAGAGACAGAAGAAGUUUUGUUAUCUAUCGAAGAAUCGAAAAGGGAAGACAACUGCAGAAAGAGAGGGGGGGAAAUGGCGGCAUCUUACACAUCAUCCUCAUCCGUAGCCGCAGCAGCAUCAGCUGUUUGCAGGCCCCGUCUCGCGACAACAAGGAAGAAUAGCUUAAACAAUCUUCUCCCUCGACGACGCUUUUCAACUCCAUCGUUGUCUACUAAGAUUUCUUUCAAACAUUUCUCAUCAGACUCACGAAGUUUGUCUAAACCUCGUAUCCGUGCUUCCUCCGAGGAAGAAACAUCUAGUUCUUUUGAAGUUACUGAAAUAAUCACAGGCUUGAAGGAGAAGUGGGAUUCGCUUGAAAACAAAUCUGCUGUAUUUCUGUAUGGAGGUGGGGCAGUAGUUGGGCUUUGGCUAUCUUCGGUUGUUGUUGGUGCCAUCAACUCCCUUCCUUUACUUCCUAAAAUGAUGGAGUUAGUUGGGCUCGGAUACACUGGAUGGUUUAUUUACCGAUACCUAUUAUUCAAGUCGAGCAGAAAAGAACUAGCCACCGAUAUCGAGGAAUGGAAGAAAAAAAUUUCAGGAAGUGAUGAAUAGAUUUCAGGAAGUGAUGAAAAAGAUUUCAACUUAUGUUUACCUUAAAUCAAUGAUUAGGGGAUUUACCUCUAGAUUUUGUUGUAUAUAAUAAGUGCAAGCUGGACUAUAAACUAAGAAACACUUGCUUUCUUUACUCUGUUUGCUGCUUUACCCAUAACCAGUAUGAGCGAACUUCCUGGGUUUGGAUACAGCCGUUGUUGUGACAAACGAAUUUAGUUGUGGUAUGGUACAAAUAUUUCCUCCUAAGAAUUUCCAUUCAUUAUUCUCA